AUGUUGAGACAAAUAGUGUUAAUGUGCGCUAUCCACACCGCUUGCUCGUUUAGUAUCCGUGACAUUAUCAAUGGCAAACGGGGAGCCGACGCUGCUAGUGAGUUGUGACUUCGAAGGAUCAUGCAUGCGUUUAGUGGAAGUACAAUAUCACAAGGUGAUCCCCCGACUAUUCCAGCUCCUUGCCCCACCUGGCACCCGUUCGCGUGUCCGUCCGGCGAGUGCGUGCCCAUCAAGUACCUGUGCGACGGAUCGCCCGACUGUUCAGACGAGUACGACGAGAACAAGAGCAUGUGCACGGCAGGUGAGCCGAGAUUGUCACUUGACACCGUCGUAACCCCUUCUUCCUUCAGCUACACGACCACCAGUCGAGGAGACUCAGGCAUUUUUGAAGGCUCUCAUGUCCGCGCACGGAAAAGAUUUUCUCGUCAAGGUAAGGGCGGAUAGACAGUCUCUCCUUAAGUGUUCGAGUUGAGGAGACCGGUUUUUGGGGAGAAGAUUGACAUGUUAGGAAUGGGUCGAACGGUCGGUCGGACGAAUCCGUUAGUUUGAAUGAGUGAUCGAGGUGAACGAUCCGACACAGCAAUAGAGGGCUCUGGGAAAGACAGUCUUUGAAUUCAAUUCAUAACGGCCCGGAAGACUACACGAUUUCACCUUUUUUUCAGGUAUUCGGACCGAAAGCAAAGGCUGAGCUCUCCGGAAUGGGAGGAGUGGACAAGGUGGCAGUUGCCCUUUCUCGUAAGUUAAUUCGCUAUUCGAAUUCAAAUCCGGAAAGUUCUUCUCUUUUUCCGAGCCCAUAACAGUGUGCGGACCUCUUUUUCUCUUUUUUUUCCUGUCACAACACGCUCAUGAAUAUUUCAUUUGAUGUGCUUUCGCGGGAAAACUUUCCGUGAAAAAGUUACACGCAAAUUGCGGCUGUCCAGAAGUUCUGCAUAUCCCUUUUCCAACAGAAAAAUACGGGAAUGACAUCAUUUCAGAAACCCCGACGGCGGAUCUGUUUGCAUCCGAGAUGAAGCUGGACGAGAACGAGUCGCAGCACAUGCUCGAGGUGAUGGAGGGCAUUCUGAACGGCUCGACCGACGAGCUCACCUCCAACGAGGCCGCCGACUUCCGCUUCUUCGUCCAGAAACUCCAAGAGACCGGAUUCUUCUGA
Molecule: messenger RNA, 1150 nt
Organism: Caenorhabditis sp. 36 PRJEB53466
Lineage: Eukaryota; Metazoa; Nematoda; Chromadorea; Rhabditida; Rhabditidae
Source: the annotation of a GenBank genome assembly